Kwoniella mangroviensis CBS 8507 is the source of this 552-nucleotide messenger RNA. Its product is annotated as cyanate hydratase. The coding region runs from base 1 to 552 and encodes 183 amino acids. NCBI's taxonomy places the organism in Eukaryota, Fungi, Basidiomycota, Tremellomycetes, Tremellales, Cryptococcaceae. Gene Ontology annotation, molecular function: cyanate hydratase activity; DNA binding. The transcript has 5 exons. The record is from RefSeq and is a predicted model, not a curated record.
AUGCACAACCUCCCUUCUCACUGCCACCCUCUCCUCAUCGCCAAGACCCUCUCCAACCUAACCUUCGCGGAGAUAGCCACCCAGAUCGACAAACCGGAAGUAUGGACUGCAUCCCUAUUCUACGGUCAGGCGGUCACUGACGAAGAAACGGCUGAGAAGAUCUACAAAGCAUUAGGUGAAGAUUCAUUCGUAGCUGAGUACAACACCAACCACCUGACUGGUGGUCAAUUGGAAUUGACCAAAAAGAGAUUUAUCAAUGGGUUGAUUGGGAUGUCGGAGAGUUCUUUAGGCGUCAAGGGAUUGGUGGAUAGAGAGAAAGGGAUGGAUAUGCCUCCCAAGGAUCCAGUCCUCUAUAGACUAUAUGAGGCUUUAUUGGUUUAUGGAUACUCUUACAAAGCUAUCAUCCAAGAGAAGUUCGGUGACGGUAUCAUGUCAGCAAUCGACUUCAGAACUUCCGUAGAAAGGAAGCCAGAUCCUAAGGGGGAUAGAGUGGUCAUUACCAUGGACGGAAAGUUCUUGUCUUAUUCUUCGCCUGAAGCUUGGAAAGGAUAG